UUAAGGGUGUCGCGCUGGACUUCUUUACGGGUGGAGGCUGGCUUGACCGCGGAACUUUGAGCACGGUGCCCAGAAUUCUUUUUCGAGUCGACACAACAUUCGCCACCGGAUCGUGUACUUGACUUGUACCAUCGAUAAUGGCUGAACAAGCAAGCUUUGUUGAUACCACCGUUCACCUGGAUGUUAAGGAUUAUUAUGGAAAGACAUUGCAGAAAACGUCAGAUAUAAAGAGUAAUGUCUGUGUGGCUCCAACGGAGCCCCUCCCAAAAUUCAUCCUCCAGGCUCUGAAGAAAGUCCAUCCUGAUGUGACUGACAGAUACUAUGGUUGUGGUCUGGCUGUGCCAGAGUGUUUGGAGGGCUGCAGGAUUCUGGACUUGGGCUGCGGGAGUGGCAGAGACUGCUACAUGCUCAGUCAACUAGUGGGAGAGGCUGGCCAUGUCACUGGCAUCGACAUGACUGAGGAUCAGCUUGAAGUGGCCAGGAAACAUGUGGACUUUCACAUGAAGGAGUUUGGCUACAGGAAGCCCAAUGUGACUUUUGUCCAGGGCUACAUCGAGGCCUUAACGGAGGCGGCUCUGGAAAAGAACUCUUUUGAUAUCAUCAUCUCCAACUGUGUGGUGAAUCUUUCUCCAGACAAGAAGCAAGUCCUUGCUGAAGCUUUCAGCGUGCUCAAGGAGGGUGGUGAGUUAUUUUUCAGUGACAUGUACAGCAAUGGAAGACAAACUGAGGAAAUUAAAAACAACAAAGUUCUUUGGGGUGAGGGUUUUGGUGGUGCGCUAUGGUACAAAGAUCUGCUACAGUUGGCUGAGGAAGUAGGAUUCAGACCCCCGAGGCUUGUCAAAGCCAAUGUUAUUGCUGUUGACAACAAAGAAAUGCAAGCCAUUCUGGGUGACUUCAAGUUUGUCUCUGCCACAUACCGUCUGUUUAAGUUACCAAAGGGCAGCGGAAAGCCAUGUAAAGCAAUUUAUAAUGGAAACAUUACAGGGGCAGAGGACUCCCUCCACUUUGACUGUCAGUAUACCUUCAAGGCUAAUCAAGUGACAGAGGUUGAUGGCGAAUUAGCCUCCAUCCUAACCCAAUCCAGAUAUGCGCAGGCCUUCACUUUCCAGCCACUAAGAAAGUCUUGUGAACCUUGUGAAGUCAAACCUAAGGCAGGCUCUGGGGAUCCUUUUGAGCUUGCUGUGCAGCUGCAGAAACAGAGUGCAGGCUCAGCCACAGGGGGAUGCUGCAGUACGCAGUCUGGAACCUGCUGCAAGUGAUUCUGGGAAAAGACCACUGCUGCAAUUUUCCGAAUCUUAGCAUCAUAAUGUAAUCACGCUGUAGUAUAACAGUAGUUUGAAUGUCACAAAUUCUUGUUUUUCUGUAUGUGAGCUAACAAAAUAGAUGUCCAAUUUCCGGGGUGAAGGAGUAAAUCCAGUGUGGUAAAACCUGUUAAAUUGGUUAGAAGUGAUUUGGAACACAGGACAUUUUAGAAUAACAUUGUAGAAUUUCCGAGGUAUUCUCUGAAAACUGUAUGUUGUUAAAACAUUAAGACAUCUUUGUACUACUACAGCAUGAGUAAUUCAGACUUGUUUAAUAUAUAUUAAUAGAGUGCUCAUCAUUUAACAAACAAUUUACUUUAUUAAUUUAACUAGCGAAUUGUGUAUUUUUUUGUACUGCCUCUUCAAUUUUUAUAAUAACUUGCAUCGUUGCUUUUGUUCUCAAUUUCAAUGUUUUUCAACAGUGUCCAAAUCAAUUUGUCUAUCACAUUAAUUUUGAUUUGUCAGCGUAAUAUGAAAAUAAAUGCUUUUGAUUUUG
Messenger RNA from Phycodurus eques (leafy seadragon), 1797 nucleotides. Its product is annotated as arsenite methyltransferase-like. Gene Ontology annotation, cellular component: cytosol. Lineage: Eukaryota; Metazoa; Chordata; Actinopteri; Syngnathiformes; Syngnathidae. Gene Ontology annotation, molecular function: arsenite methyltransferase activity. Gene Ontology annotation, biological process: toxin metabolic process; arsonoacetate metabolic process. The coding region runs from base 138 to 1259 and encodes 373 amino acids. The transcript is spliced from 11 exons. The record is from RefSeq and is a predicted model, not a curated record.